Messenger RNA from Ectocarpus sp. CCAP 1310/34, 11538 nucleotides. The record is from the annotation of a GenBank genome assembly. Lineage: Eukaryota; Phaeophyceae; Ectocarpales; Ectocarpaceae.
AUGCUUCCGAAAAACCACAGCGUUGUCGCGGAUAUGACAGCGUUGCAUCACAUCCACGAGGCGGGUAUCUUGCACAACCUCAAGGAGCGCUCCCGGCCGUGGCGCCAGACUCCGUAUACGUGGAUGGGGACGAUCUUGCUAGCGGUCAACCCGCUAAAGGCGGUGCCACAGCCACCGAUCGAAGACUUCAUGAACCGGUCGCUCGAUCCGGAGAGACCUCACCCCUAUGCCAUCGCGGAGCUCUCGUACCGACAAAUGCGUCUCGCGGGCGGGAGAGCGGGGAUGAACCAGUCUAUUGUGGUCUCCGGCGAGUCCGGGGCGGGAAAGACGGAGACGGUCAAAAUCAUCCUGAGUAACGACGACGACGACGACAUCAAAAACAACCUCGCAAUAGCAACAUGGACGGACAACAUCAACGACACAAGUAUACUAGUUCUUGCGCUGUAUGCGAAACGACAUUGUGAGCAUCGAUCGCAACAGCAAUGGCCACAAAAACCAACGAAACCCACCAACAACCACAGCUACCUGGCGAGGCGAUCGGCCGCACCGGACGAAAACCUGGAGCUGAGGGUGCUGGAAUCCUCGCCCAUCCUCGAGUCCUUCGGGAACGCGCGGACCCUCCGCAACGACAACUCCUCCCGCUUCGGGAAGUUCCUCAAGCUGCGCUUUACGUCCGGAGAGGUGUCCCAUCUCGACGGAGCCUCGGUGGAGCCGUACCUGCUGGAGAAGAGCCGCGUCUUGGCCCAGGGAGAGGGAGAACGAAACUUCCAUAUCCUUUACGAGCUGGUGGCAGGUGCCGUGCAGGACGGGGCCUUGGCGAAGGAGCUCAAGGUGCAGUGCGCCCGUCCGCCCGCUGCCGCGGUGUUGGUUUUGAGAAUGAAAACUCGUAGAAUUGUCCAACGGCAGGGUCACAUCGAAUGCGUGCUGCGCGAUGAAGAUCUAUUUGUGCUGGAGAACGCCACCAACUACCGCAUCCUAUCGGCUAGCGGGUGCAUCACCCUGGAAGGCGUGGAGGACGCCGAUCGUUUCAAGGCCAUCCAAGACGCCUUUACCACAGUCGGAGUGGAGGAAGACGCGCAGAUGCAGGUGUGGAAAGCGCUGUCGGCGGUGCUCCACCUGUCGACCUUGGAGUUCCACGAGGCCGAUCACCAGGAGGGGCCGGUCGCGGCGAUCUCCGAUAAAACGACUUUGGCGAAUGUGGCUUCUCUAUUGGGCGUGGAAGAGAAAACCUUGGAAGACAUGCUCACCCUCAAGGUGGUGCCGGUUACGAGGGGGGAGGUAUUCACGAAACGGCUGGCGAUCAAGGAGGCCGUCCGAUCUCGCGAUGCGGCGACCAAGUCGCUGUACGAAGCCAUCUUUAUGUGGGUUGUGAAGGCGAUCAACCUGUCCCUAGGGGGCACCAAGGUCAAGGGAGACGACAAGCUGCCCUUCAUCGGACUGCUCGACAUCUUCGGGUUUGAAAACUUCGGGCACAAGAACAACCUGGAGCAGCUGCUCAUCAACUAUGCCAACGAGUCUCUGCAGGGUGACUUCAACAAGCAGGUGUUCGAGAACGAGCUGCGAGUUUACGCGGAGGAAGGGAUCGACGUGACGGUCUCGGCCUCCGUCUACUCGUCCUCGUGCCUGAGAAUGCUUACCGGGAAGCGAGACGGCGUCCUGCCUGUCCUCGACGACGUGUGCAGCCAGCCUCUGCCCACCGACAAGCGUUACCUCGAACGGUUACACGUUUCGUUCUCCAAGCGGAAGAGCAUGGGCAUGGACGUGGCCGUUUCCAGGUCUCGGGAUCUGGAGAGCUUCUGGGUGAAUCACUACGCGUCGAAGGUGUUGUACACUGUUGACGGGUGGGUGGAACGCAACAUGGACAGCGUGCCGCAAUCGUUCGCGGAUACCAUUCUGUCGAGCAAACACUCGGUAAUUCUGGAUGCGGGGUCUGAGUACAGGUCAGCGUCGGACGCUCCCGAGAAGGACAAGAAGUCUAGCACCGGGCAAAUAGGGUCCGUGCCCCUCCCCAAGAAGCUGGGUGGCAGGCCGCAAAACAAGACUACCAUGCUGGCUAGAAGAACGGUGGCGGGCAACUUCAUGAUCUCCAUGAAGAAUCUCAGCGCAACCCUGGCGCAGACCACGUGCGGCUUCGUGCGCUGCGUCAAGCCUAACGCGGCCAUGGACUUCGGCAUCUUCGACGGCCACUAUGUGGUGGAGCAACUGCGGUGCCUUGGAGUCUUGCGGACGUGCGAGGUGCUCAAGGUCGGCAUGCCCACACGUAUCUCCUACAUCGACCUCAAGAUGUCACUGGGAGACGGCAUCCUGGAAGCGGAGAAGAUGUUCGAGGGCGAGCCGGAGAAGUCGCUCGUGGCCGCCAUCCUGUGGGCCUUCGACGUGCCUUCGGAGGCUUUCCGCUUGGGGGCAACUCGCGUUUUCUUCAGGGCCGGCCAGAUUUCGGUCCUGCACAAGAUUCUGAACGAGACACCGACGGAGAAGAUUCCGUGGGUGCUGUCCAGGCUGCGGUUGGCCUUGGCGAACCGUAGGAUGGCCAGGAUCGCGGCGGAGGAGGCAGAGGAUGCCCUGGCGGAAGCUGAGGCCGCGGUUAUGGAAGCGGAAGCGGUAUCGUCCGCCGGUACCGGCCGCCCGGUGGAGAAGAACAACCGUCCCCCCAUGUCGCCCGGAGCGAGCGCCGACGAGGAUAUCAAGGCGCUCGUGGCCACUGUGGACAAGGCACGCAGGGCCGCUCAGAACACGUCUCAGGUCAAGUCGGUGCUCAAGGCGUCUGUGGCGGAGGGCGUUGGUCAGAAGGCUGUUGGUGCCGACGAGAAGGUGAAGAAGGCAUCCGAAGAGGCUUUGGCGGACAUCGCCAAGGCCACCCAAAGGGCGAACGAGCUUGAAGGGCUAACGAACCUGGGCACGACGAUGGCGGACGGCGCGACCGGCGAGACGUCCGCUGUGCGCGAGCUGCACACGGCCCUGAGGGACGUUAGGGAGGGCCUCGCCAAGUCCCGCAAGCUCUGGAAGAGCUCGGAGGAAGCGGCGGACAAGUGCGAGGGCUCUACCGCGGUCGAGGCCGCGAAACAGUCGAAAGACGUGGCCGCUGACGUCAUCGAGAAAUCGAAGGUCGUGUCGGAAACUUCCAAGAGGGCGAUCGAGAUCGCUCGAAAGCAACGCAGGGCUAAGGAGGCCACUACCCGUGCCACGGAGAAGGCCCUCCGGACGUUCAGGACGUUCCAAGUCACGGCGCGGCAGGCUACCCUCGACGAGAAGAGGGCUCGCGAGAACAUGCCCGCCGCGGACGGCAGCAAGAAAUCUCUCUCCUCCUUGGUGCCCUCAGCGGCAACUCCGGGCCGCGGCCUGACGGCUGCGGCACUAGCAAUGGCCGCUGGCGCCCCCGGCAGUGGCGGUGGUGCGGCCGCCGGUGGCGCCGGCGCGGCUGCCGCCGCGGAAGAGAAGUACGAGAACCUUACCGACGGCCAGAAGGAGGUGCGCGCGGUGGGGCAGAAGGUGGCGGUAGCGGAAGCCGCGACGGCCAUCGAAGAGCUGUCGAAGGAAGAGGAGCAGAAGCGCCUGGAGCUGGCGGCGCUCGAGGAGGAGCGGCUGCAGGAACUCGAGGAGGAGGCCGCGGCGACGACUAGCGGAGCGGUGGCGGCGGCGGCGGCGGCGGCGGCGGCGGCGGGCGGCGGCGUCGAGUCGGCCGAGCAGGACGCUAAGCUUCAGCAGGUUGCGGACGCGCUUCGGAAGGUGAAGGAGGAGGCAGAAGGCGGCGGCGGCGGUGGCGCCGGUACUGUCGGCCGUGUGGACAGGGGGAAGAAGCCGGUGACCGCUGUUGUGGCGGCGGCGGCUGAGGGCGGCGAGGGGGAGGGCGUCGGCGUCGGCGGCUCAUUCCCCACCCGGAGAGUGCAGACCACCGGCUGGGGAGAGAACGGUUCGCACAACGGUCCGGGGUCUGUCAAGGACCGCUUGGGAACGUUUUCGUCCGGUGGCCCGGCUUCGGGGUCGUCGUCGGCGUUGGCUACUUCGCAAGGAGAUGUUGUAGCCACGGCUCCCGGCUCGGGAGCGGAAGGGGUGGAGGCCGGUGCACCCACGGCGGAAGCUUUCCCGGCCGACCAAGGGUUUGGUGCUGAUGAGAAAUCCGCUGUCGGCACGGAGGCGGCGGUGGCGACCGGAGCGGCGACCGGCGCCGUCCGAGAGGGCGGCCGGCGGGUGCAGACAGGCGGGUGGGGCGAGAAGGGUGACCGGACAGGCCCGGGGUCGAUCAAGCAGCGUCUGGGAGCCUUCCUUUCCCGCGGCAGCAAGAACCGCUCCUUGCAAGGAAGAGAGGCCGGCGGCGGCGGUGUGGCGGGGGACGAAGUGAGCAGCAGUGGUAACCGACCGCCGGCGAGAGGCAGCGUCCACGACUCGGUGCCGGACGUGCCUUCGGUCGUCGACAAGAGCGGUGGCGGAACGGCGGCGGGGGCCAAGGGGCACGCGAACAGCGGGAAGAAGGGUUCCGGGUCGAUCAAGACCCGUCUCGAGGCAUUCACGUCUGCCGGGACGUUCUCUUCUGGCGGCAGCAGCAGCAGCAGUGGUAAUCGCGAGGGAGCGGGGGCGGGGGACGGCACCAGCGGGAAGAGGAGUCCCGGGUCGAUCAAGAACCGCCUCGAAGCCUUCACGUCUGGCGGCGGCAGCAGCAGCGGCAGCGGCGAGGGAGACGAGGCGGGAGCGGGGGCGGGGGCUAGGCACCGACGCGGCAGUGGCACCGGCAGCGUGCACGAUAUCGUGCCGGACGUACCGUCCGUUGGCGAACGACGUGGGAGCGGUGACCACGGGCGCAUAGGAGCUGAUCUCGGAUGGGGAGAAGGCGCGAACCAGACCGGCCCCGGGUCGGUCAAGGAGCGCCUCGGGGCAUUCACGUCUGGCAGCGGCACCGGCGGCAGCGACGAGGGAGAGGAGGCGGGGGCUGGCGCCAGCCACCGACGCGGCAGCGGCUUGGGCAGCAGCAGCGGCAGGAGCGUGCACGAUAUCGUGCCGGACGUACCGUCCGUUGGCGAACGACGUGGGAGCGGUGACCACGGGCGCGUGAAAACUGAUCUCGGAUGGGGGGGCGGGAACCAGACCGGCCCCGGGUCGAUCAAGGAGCGCCUCGGGGCAUUCACGUCCGGCGGCGGCGGCGGCGGCAAGAAGGCCGGUGACGAUGGAGCAGCGGACGCCGCCGACGGGAGCGAGGGUCGCCGCGAAGGAGACGGGAGCAGGGCCGCGGCAUACCUCCGCCCCCUCCGCGGGUCAGGGAGCCAGGCAUCGGCCACCACUUCGGACGAGGGAAGCGAGGAGGCUCGCGACGGGAUUUUCCCUGCGUCUGGAAGGGGGCCGCACCGCCGGAGGGGGUCGGGGGGGUCUAUCGAGGGCCGCGUCAACGCCUUGUACGGGUCCAAGACGACGGCGGAGGAAGGCUCGACGGCGGCGGCCGGCGGCGGCGGUGGCCGGCAGCGCCGCGGCGACGUUCAUGGGGCUGUGGGAGAGUUGGCGGAGGCCACAGGCGCCGGCGCAGAACGAAGAGUCGGCCGCGUGGGGAGUGGCAGCGUCGGCUGGGGAGAAGGCAAGGACCAAGGCGCGCCCGGUACCGUCAAGGACCGCGUCGGCGCGAUCGGCAGUGGAGGUCGCGCAGGAGGCGCUCCGGCGGGGGGCCGUCCGCCGCCGCACCAGACCGGUGCCGUGCGAGCGACGGCGGCGGCGCACGGCGGCCUGUCUAGCACCUUCUCCUCUAGCAGCAGCUUGGCCAGUGGUGCGGCGCGCUCCCCGCCACCCAGCUCAACAACUCGCAAUGCUAUCGGCAGCGGCGCCGUAAGCAGGAGCGAUAGCGGCGGCGGCACCGGCUCGACGCCGUCCCCGCCGAAGCGUAAGUCUAGCAUGACGCGGGAGGAGGCUGUCGCGGCGCUGGCGGAGGCGGAAGCAGAGGCCGACAGGGAGGAGGAGGAGUGGGCCCUCAAGGUCAAGGAGCUCGAGAAGGAGCGUCGGAAAGCGCGCGACGAGCGGCGAAAGCUGGCCGUCGAGACCGCCGAGGCGGCCGGGUUGCCGCCGCCGCCACGCCCGUCCUCCGGCAAGUGGCAGAGCGCCAAGGGUGCUCUUGGUGACGCCGGAGGAGAUGCCGCCGCUGCCGCCGAUCAGGACGGCGGUACCGAGGCUGGUAGCCCGGCAAGGCGCCCGGGAGGGCUCGUUGACGUGCGGGCGAGAGCGCUCCGACUCGAGGAGGACGCCAAGAAGCGAGCGGGCGACGCGAAGAAGGAGUUGCCGUCGGCUGUCCGGCCGCUGUCGAGGAGCGCGUCCGGCGGGGUUAGCGGUUCCGCGUCGGCAGUCCCGCCGCUAUCCAGGAGCGCUUCUGGCGGGGUGAGCGGUGCCGGCGGGAGCACCGACAGAAAGCCGCGCAAGAGGUCUAUGAGGAAGUCUGGGUUCCCGCUUGGGAGCUUCGACGGCGCCGGGUCGGCGACGUCUAAGGACGAAGAGGGCGGCGGCGACGGCGAGGACACCACUUCGAGCACCUGGCCGAAGCCUGGGCUCGCGUUCGUGGCAGCGUAUGAGGACGCGGACGGCGGCAUGGAGGCCAAGAAGCCGAUCGAAGGCUGGGAUCCCGCAGAGGGCAUGGUACCCUGGCGUUCUCCGGAGCGUGCCCCCGAGUAUGGAGGCACCGAGGAUGACAGUGACCCCAAGAAGCCGGACACGUACAUUCGCAGCGCUAGCUUCGGAGUAAACACGAUGGAACCGCGUAAUUCACCGUGGGGGAGCCGGGAUCAAAAAGCGUCCAUGUACCGCAACCACAGCUGGAACGUAACCGGUGCCCAAGAAGAGGCGGACGUCUCUUGGAGCGCCGUCGCCAAGGACGGGGCAGACGAUGAGGUGAACCACCCGAAGAAGGGCAAGGAGGGCAUCAUCCUGGAGUCGAUGCUGUUCAAGGACGACGCUAAGGAGAUCGGAAUUGUGGAGCUGAAGGUGAUGAACCUCAACACCUCCGAAGACAAGCGAGAGAAGCCGACCAGGCGCGCCCCUAAAUGGAACCAGUACUUCUUCCGUCUUAGGGAAGAGACCCUCACCAAGUCUCUCCCACGACGACCGUCCUCCCCCGGUAACGCCGACCAGCAAUCCGAAGACAUGAAGCUCACGUCGGCUACGAUAACGUCGUACACCAACACUAAGAACUGCUUCUGCGUCCGCACCGACGAGGUGUCGUGGUUUCUGCUUGCAAGAAGCCUGGACGACAUGAAGAGGUGGAUGUCCGCCAUCAACCUACGCGCCAGACACAUCUUCCAGAGGGAACACGGGGUGCACGACGACUAUGCGGGGCAGGGUCGCAGAGGGAGGUUCUUCUACCGCAUGGUUGAGGGCUCGGUACCGCAGUGGAUACUCACGCACCCGAUGACGAAGGCCCCGCGCACGGGCGAUGGGCUCUUCCCCGGCGAGGUGGUGGAGGUGACGCAGGUGUUGAGCUCGGAAGACGUGACCUUCCUGCGGUUGGCCAACGACCGUGGGUGGACGUUCGCGAGGAGCCCUGCGGAUGGCAGCGUUUUGUUCGAGGACCUCGCGGGGGGAGUCGCGGAAGACACCGAGGAAUACACCUUCCCUCCCGGGGCGUCGGGCAUGGUGCCUAUCCUGCACGGACCGGGUCUCAAGACGCAGGCGACGGGAGUUUUUGUUCGUCCGGGGGAGCGCGUCCGCGCGUCGGAGCGCUUCACUCCACUGGACAACUCUAAGGUGGUGUUCGUCAAGCUGCAGGACGGGAGGGGAUGGAUGCCCUUGAAGAGCGAGCACGGAGGGCCCUCCACUAUCCUCCAGGGGUGGUAAUAUUGGACGCUUCUUCACGAAGGGAUCCUACAGGGAUGGUAUUAGUGGGUACUGCUGCACAAUGCGGCCUCGUAAUUACGAGAAAUCUACAUGUGGUAUGUGGCACUGUAAGGAAAGGGGCACCGCGGUGCCGUCGUACUGUAUGGAGGGGUAGCGUUAGGCCGAGGGCGCCGUAGGAAUAAGAGCAAGGGGGCGCGUGACUUUCCAACGAUAGGUCGCUGUGAGGAAAAGCGGGGGGAUGUGUUUGUACGUUUGUUUGAAUUUUUUGGGGGGUCCCAGGGUGGGAGGGGGAUGCGAACACUCUCACCCCCGUACGGAGCCCCGAAGUAUACCUAAAAUUUGUACUUGACGAAUCAAGUCUGUACUCAAGUCCUUUUGUUUGUGCGAGAACCGUCGCAGCGUGCAGUUUGUUGCUGCAGUAGCGUAGGUUUCCCAUCCCCUUGCGACAAGUCGGUCAUGUGGAGUGUCUGCCAGUUUGAACGAAGGGAGGGGCGGCGGGUGCUGUUGAUUCGGCCAGUCCGUCGAGUGCAGCGAGCAAUCUAUUAGAUGAUGUUUGAAGGGUGCAAGCUGGCGCGCCUCUUCGCUCGGGCAGGUGGUCGCACCUUGUCGCGAGUAUAGCCCUACAUAUCGCAAGUCCUCGCGGCCAUGUUCUUUUUGCAAAAAAAACAGUGUGUAAAGGAUUGUGUCCUCGGAGUCCCGUUUGUUUUGUUCAAUUGUUUUUUGUCCUUAAGGCACACUUCGGUUCGGACUCAUAGAAAGGGUGGGUGGGGGUGGCUCCAUCUAUUGAAGGUGGAUGUCACGGGAGCCAGUCUCUGGCUGCCAAUUUUUUCCGGCGGCGAUUCGUUCGCGGUGUGGUUUUGCGGGAUGCGAGAGAGGUAGCCAGCCACGCCCGGCCGCGGGCUGACUGCUGCUCUGUUACUCGGGGGUUAAUAUGGGUGUUCGACAGUGCGGAGUUGUGUACCCCGGGCGUUGCUGUAGGCGUCGGCCGUGCCGCCCUAUUAUCUCCUCGUGUGUCCGACUCUCGUUGUGUCUUUGUCGCUGGUUUGUGUUGUCGUCGCUAAGGGUGUUUGGAUGGUGUAAGGCUGCAGAGCAGCCCGGCGUGCGCGCGUUCCUAACCGUGGCCAGCGCUUCUCUUGUUCGUGUCUGCCGCACCAGCAGGCAGGCCGGUAGUCCUCUUUACGGAGCCACUUCCGCGUCGCAAUCUUUUGUGUGCCGCGUCCUGUGGUAUCCCAUGUGGGGAGUGGCGAAAUGUCCUUACGACCUUCGUUCAUAUCGAUGGUAGUCGCUUCACAAGCUCUCCCGGGAGCGUAGAACAUAAGCUAGCUAGCUAGCGCAGUAGAACAAUGGAAAUGCGGGGUGUGUGCUGGGAAGGGAGGGGGGGUGGGGAAGGGGGGGUACGUGCACGCCCUGGAAGCCAGACCGGGUAUUUUUACAAAAGACUGUCCGAAAACACAUGCACGACUGUCUCAGCGGUGAUUGCAGUAGUGAAAGCGAUAGCUUCGGGUGCACGACCUUCUAGGACGUAGAAAACGGAGGAAGGUGCAAGAAAAAAAAUCAUGCGGCGGUAGGUUGGGUCAUGGCCCAUCCUCCGUCCCAUUUUUUCCUGGAGAUGGUGGGUUAGAUUCCGCGUGGGGUACGUGCUGUUUUGGGUCUUGCGCCGUGGCGAGGUGGAUGAAGAAUGUUGUCGAACGCACCAGUCUGUCUGUUGGUAGUCCUCCUUCCAAAUCGGAGGUAUUUUCGGAUCGCUGCGGGCGGUAGGUACAUUCAGUCUCAGACGGACGCCGUGAGUAGGGGUAGGUGGAUGGAUGCAUGGAUGCAUGGAUUGAUGGAUGUACCCAACGUGUUCUUUGGGCUGUAUCAGGGAGGUGUUGUGGUUCUCGAUGGUGAUGAUGAUGGCGAUGAGAGUUGAAGUUUGUGUUUUCCAAUCUUCUCGCCCGCGUGGCCUCGGGGCUGCCAUACCGUGCGUUUAUCUGGCGCGCGCGCGGUUGAGCGGGAAUCGACGCAAGAAGUUUGUUGUGUGAAAAUAACUAGAUGCUAAUCCCUUGCAUGUGUCCAUUUUUUUUUUUUUAUUUGGGGCCUGUGCCGGAGUCGAGAGAAAGAGCGGAAGGGAGUUGCGCCGUUGGUGGCCUUCUUUUUGUCAAGUACUGGCCGGCUUUGCCAUUCUUGGUGUAGAUAACACGCUAGAAAGGCGUGACAUUUCUUUGUCUCUAUUGCGCUGAUGCGUCUUUUAAUAUGUUGGUGAGUUCUGUCAAGCAAGCACAAAAAGCGUGAAUGAUUUAACUUUGCCGAAAGUGGUGGUGUUCUCAUGCAUACGUACUCACGGUUUCCUUUUUUAAUUUCUUGUUGCCAUGGAUUGGCUUUGUCACCAUUCCUGUCCCAUCUCUCCUUUGUCGAACCGAAUGGAUGGCGAGCCUUUGGUGUGUGGCGAGGGAGAGGGUAGCUUCGGUGGUACGUGCAUUUGUUCUCCGGUCUCGAGAUAUGUGCACGUACAUGACCGUAAAUAAGAAGUGACUGCUGCUGCUGCUCCUGCUGGCACGUAGUCGUUAUCGUCGUUGUCGCUGUCUGUGGUUUUCUUUUUCUCUCUGUGGCAUUCAUGACUACUACAUGUUUAGUCACCUGCAUGGCAAGAAUGAAUAUCAAUCACGGCGUGUGUGGGGGGGGGUAGCCCUUAGUUCUUCCUUCUUCGCGAUGGUUGCCAUUCGGCGACCGGUGUGUGGCCGUGGCAUGGGCGCCUCGCUUCAUUUGGAAAUGACGUGCCCCUUAGGUUAAAAGUCUCUUUCGUUUUUGGGUGAGCUAUUGUAGCUCCAUUUUGGAUGGCGGACCACACAGGAUCAGAAACAAUACAUAAACAACCAAAAAAGAGUUUGUUUCUAAGCUUUUUUUUUGGUGUGUCCUUGCCCUGUCUUGCUUGUUUCCUUUGCCCCCGGCGUGCGUGAUGAUGAUCGAUCAUGCGAAUGGGGCGGUGAUUUUGAAUUGUUGGAGGGUGGAACAGUGUUUCAUUCAGGUUCCUUCGCCGGGGGCGGCUAUGCUGUACACCUAUCUGCACUGACUGCUGCCUGUCUGUACCUACUUAGUGGUAACGGGCGACGAGCUUCGCAAGAGAGGAGGCAGACCGUCAUGAAUUUCACCUACACAGAAGGAGUGAAGAUCAGAUGUCAUUGAUCGAUGGUAGGACGGGGUUGGUAAGAAUAAUGAACCGACGAACCGUCGUAUCGUGCUUCGUGUUUUAUUCUAUAUGCAAGCAAGCGUUUGGUAUGUGGGUGCUUUGUUUAGAGUGUAGCCGCGCUGCACGGAAAGAAAGGAAUCUACCGCACCUGCGUACUUUUCUUUGUUAUUCCUGCUGCUGCUGCUGCUGCUGCUGCUGCUGCUGCUGCCGCCGCUGUUGUUGUUUUUGUUGUGGGCACGGCAACCUCUGGCGGCAGUCUCCUGCGGACGGAAGGCCAAACCAAGCCGUAUGUUAUUGCGUUACCUCGGGCACCUCGGUUCAAAAUAAUAUACAGAUUGCAGGUUAAGGGCGGUUGUUGGUGCGUGUGGAUGUGUUCGUAUGUAGCAUUCCCAACUUGCUGCUUGCCCUUCGGCCUGCCUUGUGAAAUAUUUCUUUCGUUCUUUGUUGUUUUUGGGGCGUGCGAUUUUUCUACAUAUGUACGUAUGUAGUAUAAGCGACAAGCUCCAGCAAGACACGUUGGCAAAUGUUGCGAUGUGCAGGUGUGGAGGAAGAACUUUACUAAUACAUGUGUUCAC